AUGGCGCAAGUAAUUGCACCAAUGUCUCCUCUACACCAUCUGCCAAGUCCUUCUCAGGGACAGUCCUUGGUCAGGCACACUACAAGCAACUUGCAGCGUAAACAAUCCAAGUUUCCCUCCAACAAUUCGUCUCCAAAACCAGCGGAACCAAACAACCCAGCCCCAAAGGAACAGGAUCCAGGAGAAAAGUCCACAGAGGAAUCGAUAUCAGCCGACUCCGAUUGCGAGGAAUUAGCACCGAGGCGGUCGGCAGCAAAGAUUCGAAGCAAAGAAGCAGUAACACAAAGCCUCGAAAUUCCAUGUCUCAAUGAGCUAGGACUCUAUGCGUUCCCUACCAAGGGUGAUGGCAACUGUCUGUACUACGCCCUGUCCGAUCAAAUGUACGGGAGCCCGGACCAUGCCGACCAGAUUCGUCUUCAGCUUGCAGAUCAUAUUGCUGCUCACAGAGAUUACUUUAUAAACUUCAUAGUUGCCGCCGGUGGCGAGCGGAGAGCUCCUAGACGAGCAGCUGCAUCCAGAUAUUCGUCUUCAUCCAGAUAUUCUUCGUCCAGAUAUUCUUCUUCCUCGUCUUCGUCGGCAAGCCCGGCACCUCCCUCGUCCGAGGACAUCGAACGCAGCUUCGAGUCGAAAUUGGAGGGUUGUCGAAAGAAUGGCACAUGGGGUGGCUCCGAAGACAUUCAAGCAUUUUGCCAGUCAUUCAAAGUCGACGUUCGCGUCUACAGCACGAAAGGCAUUCAGACCUUUCGAGACGUUUAUGCUCCGGGCAGUGAGGAGAGGACAAUUCUCCAUGUCGCUUUUCACGACUUCAACCACUACUCCUCAGUGCGGCAUGUGGAUGGCCCUCAUACUGGACUGCCGCGUAUCCCGAAAGAUUUGAAAUCAGAUAACCGGGCUUCAAACAGGUCGCCACCUCCCAACGCUGGAGCUAUGCGCUCCGCUGAUGAAAGUGAGGAUGAAGACGCUCGCCCGGCUGUUCGCCGCAAGAUCGUCCGAGUUGGGGCACCAGAGAACAGAUUGACCAUGAAGUUACGCAGUCGGUCUUCCUCGCGGGCCUUGUCUCCUUCUCUCGUCAGCACAAAGCGCUCCGCUGAGGAGGCUGCUCAUGAGGGUUCUCGCCCUACCCUUGGAUCGAAGCGCUCCGCUGAUGAGGCUGCUCAUGAGGAUUCUCACUCUGUCCUUGGAUCGAAGCGCUCCGCAGAUGAAAGCGAAGAUGAAGAUCCUCGCCCAGCUGUUCGCCGCAAGAAAGCCCGAGUUGGGGCUCUGGAGAACAAAUUGACCAUGAAGUUACGCAGUCGGUCCUCCUCGCGAGCUUUGUCUCCUUCACCUGCCAGCAUGAAGCGCUCCGCUGAUGAGACCGUGGAUGAGGAUCCGCGUCCUACCCUUCGGAGGCGGAGACUCCGCAAUCGCAUUAGCACCUAA
Messenger RNA from Aspergillus lentulus, 1419 nucleotides. Its product is annotated as OTU domain-containing protein. NCBI's taxonomy places the organism in Eukaryota, Fungi, Ascomycota, Eurotiomycetes, Eurotiales, Aspergillaceae. Gene Ontology annotation, biological process: protein deubiquitination. Gene Ontology annotation, molecular function: cysteine-type deubiquitinase activity. The record is from RefSeq and is a predicted model, not a curated record.